Messenger RNA from Saccoglossus kowalevskii, 1422 nucleotides. RefSeq names its product alanyl-tRNA editing protein Aarsd1-B-like. The record is from RefSeq and is a predicted model, not a curated record. NCBI's taxonomy places the organism in Eukaryota, Metazoa, Hemichordata, Enteropneusta, Harrimaniidae. Gene Ontology annotation, biological process: regulation of translational fidelity; tRNA aminoacylation. Gene Ontology annotation, molecular function: Ser-tRNA(Ala) deacylase activity; aminoacyl-tRNA ligase activity; ATP binding.
CGAGAAACUAAAACAUCAUUACUGAGGUAUCAUGGUAUUUGAGUGUCAGCGAGACAGUUUUAAAACUGAGUUCACCACUACAGUUGUAUCUUCCAUCCCAGCUCAACUAGAUACUGGAGAAAAGAAACAAACAAUCAGUGGAUAUGAAGUGAUUUUGAAAGACACAAUCUUGUUUCCAGAGGGAGGUGGACAAAUUGAUGGUAUACCUGUUACCAGGGUAACAAGAAAGGGAGCUGAUGCAAUUCAUUUCGUUCAAGAACCAAUAGAGCCUGGAAAAGAUGUCAAACUGGUUGUUGAUUGGACAAGAAGAUUUGAUAACAUGCAACAGCAUUCAGGUCAACAUUUAAUCACAGCAAUAGCUGACAAUAUGUUUGGAUUUAAAACAACGUCAUGGAUGUUUAGUAAAGAUGUGUGUUUAAUUGAACUUGACACUCCUAAAGUGACUUCUGAACAGAUAGAAGCAAUUGAGAAGGCAUGCAAUGACGCCAUCUUGAAAUGUGUACCCGUAACACCUAAGUACUACCAACCAGAGGAUGACGAACUUGCAAAUAUACGUAGUAGAGGUCUUCCUGAUGAUCAUGUAGGACUAGUACGUGUCAUAACUAUAGAAGGAAUUGAUGUCAAUAUGUGUUGUGGAACACAUGUGUCAAACCUCAGUCAGCUACAGUGCAUAAAGUUGUUGGGUGUGGAGAAAUCGAAAAAAAGAACUAAUCUGUUAUAUUUAACUGGUAACAGAGUUUUAAAAUACCUUGGAAAAUGUUAUAACACAGAAAAGGCUCUCUGUACUGCACUAAAGUGCAGUCCUGAAGAACAUGUUGACAUGGCAAAUAAACUCCAAAAGUCGGUGAGGGAAGUUCAGAAAUCUAAAACCAUGCUGCUGAGAGAGGUUGCUAAAUAUGAAGCUGAGAAGCUGAAAAGUUCAACUGACAAUGUCAUGAGUCUACACAGGAAAGAUGGAGAUAAUGAAUACAUGAAUAUAAUAGCCAAUGAAAUUGGACAAGAGAAUGGAGUUGUGUUUGUCAGUGUUGGUAAUGAAAAAGGAGCCGGUCUGUUUUUAAUAUCUGGCCCUGAGGUUGUCAUAACUGAAGCUGGUCCUAAGGUUGCCGAAAUUCUCGAUGGGAAAGGUGCAGGAAAGAAUGGGAAAUACCAGGGAAAAGUGAAUAAUUUAAAAAAGAAGAAAGUAGCAAUAGAUUUUGUGAAAACAUUAUUGUGUAAAACUAACAGUACUGAGACUACUGAAAGUUAAACAUGUCUCCAAGAAUAAACCCAGAUACGUGUUCUGAACUUCUUUUGUCUUCCAAUGUGUUUGAUCGUGAAUAUGUGCCCUGAACAUAUAAGGGUAUAAUAACUACACCAAUUGUAAAAUUAAAAAGGGACUUACUGUCUUACUAAUACAAGACAGCAGCACCUACAUAAACUAAG